AUGGAAGGACUUCAACAUGAAAAAAAAACUUCAGGUAAAAUUCUUUCAAUAAGUGUGAUACCUGCACCCGUCAAUCCUGAUCAGAAGGAGAAGAGAGAGAAUAGUUCUUCUUCCCGAUAUCAGAUAAAAGGCCAGUGGAUAGAGGAAGAAAACAGGAGACUAAUUGGCUUAGUAUAUCAAUUUGGAUUGAGGAAAUGGGCUAUAAUAGCUGAAGAAAUGGUUGGUAGAGUGGGAAAACAGUGCCGCGAGCGAUGGAAUAAUCAUCUGCAUCCUCAUAUCAAGAAGGACGUUUGGACUGAAGAUGAAGAGAGACAGUUAAUUCAAGUACAUGAAAGACUUGGAAAUCAAUGGCCAGAGAUAGCUAAGUACAUUCCUGGAAGAACUAAAAAUUCAGUAAAGAAUCAUUGGAAUGCCACAAAAAGGAGGCAGAUUUCAAGGAGAAAUAUAAAAAAAAUAAUGGUUCCACCUCCACUAACUCAAAUUCCGGUACCACUACCACUGCAGCAAAUCCGUCCAACGUCGGCACACCACUCUCUAAUGAUGAAGACUCUACGCCAUUUUUCAAUUUCGAAUCAU
Molecule: messenger RNA, 576 nt
Organism: Olea europaea var. sylvestris
Lineage: Eukaryota; Viridiplantae; Streptophyta; Magnoliopsida; Lamiales; Oleaceae
Product: transcription factor MYB119-like
Exons: 2
Biological process (GO): regulation of DNA-templated transcription
Cellular component (GO): nucleus
Molecular function (GO): RNA polymerase II cis-regulatory region sequence-specific DNA binding; DNA-binding transcription factor activity, RNA polymerase II-specific
Source: RefSeq, a predicted model, not a curated record